GGCAGCGUCGCCAGCAUGGCCUUGAUCACAAGAGGCCCCCGUGGCACUCGCGACGGAACGGAUGGGCGAUGGGGUGAUGACGGCUUCUCUUCCCCGGGCCCAUGAAGCAGUCCGUGACUGCACGUGGCAAGGGCGGGGUCGAACCGGCGAGGCGGAGGCGGGGAAGGCGGGGAGGACGGCCUGCGGGCUCCUCGGCCGUCCGGCGGGGGCAGGCCUGCGGAGCAGCGCCGCUUCCACGGCCGGGCUGGCGGAGGAGGGGGGGACGGCCAGCUCGCAGAGUUUGUACACGGGCGCUGCAGUGGGCGUCGCGCUGCCAGUCGGCGGCCCUGGCGCACGUCAGAACGCUGCCCAGGUCUCAUGCACGUGGGGCUCGCCGCACCUGGCUCUGUUGGCAUCAGGUGCUCUUCUUUGCAAACGGCUGCAAAGCCAGCCCGCAAAAGGUGACUCAGACCAGUGGCCCCUCUAAGCGAGAGCAGGCAACACGCCAACCCCCUCCCCGACAUCUGCUCUUAUAUUUAGUGGCCUUCCCCCUGGACCCACGUGCACUACGCGGCGGCGUGCUGCCGCGGCGGCUCGCGCCGACGGGGCCCACCCCGCCGCCCGCCGCGGCAGGCGCACCAUGCAGGCACGCGCGGGCUCCGGCAAACAACACUGCAUGCUGUCUAGGCGAAGGUCGCGCUGGCAGCGCGCACGGGUGCAUGCCCAGAGCGCGCGCGCGCGUGCAAAGCCUCGGCAAGCAGGGGGCGGGGGGGGGGACCUCUGCCCUUUGGCACGCUUGCACAGCGGGCACGACUUGUCUGGACUGCUUGCUGCUGGACAGCUCCAGGCACAGCGCGCCCUGGCCCA
Messenger RNA from Prorocentrum cordatum, 846 nucleotides. The record is from the annotation of a GenBank genome assembly. NCBI's taxonomy places the organism in Eukaryota, Dinophyceae, Prorocentrales, Prorocentraceae.